This is a messenger RNA of Rhea pennata, 1104 nucleotides long. Its product is annotated as fat storage-inducing transmembrane protein 1-like. Lineage: Eukaryota; Metazoa; Chordata; Aves; Rheiformes; Rheidae. The record is from RefSeq and is a predicted model, not a curated record. Gene Ontology annotation, cellular component: endoplasmic reticulum membrane. The annotation marks the transcript as partial. Gene Ontology annotation, molecular function: coenzyme A diphosphatase activity. Gene Ontology annotation, biological process: lipid droplet organization; lipid storage; phospholipid biosynthetic process. The transcript is spliced from 3 exons.
GCGGCGGCGGCGCUGGCCGGGGGGCUGAGCUGGGGGGCGGCGGCGGCGCUGGGGUCGCCCCGCUUCGCCCGGGCCCACGCGCUCGCCCUCGCCGCCCUCGUGGCCAUGGGGCCGCUGCUGCGGGCCCACGCCGACCCCCACAGCCUGCUCGCCCGGCCCCACAACCUGCUGGAGGCGCGCCUGGUGUCCUCGGCGGGCGGCUGGACGGCGCUGCUGGCCGGGGGGCUGCUGGUGGCCGCCUGGCCCCUGGCGCGGCCGGGGGGCGGCCGCCGGGGGGCCCUGCUGCGGGCCGGGGGCCGCCUGGCCCCGCCGCGGGCGCCGGGCCGGGCCGCCGCGGGCCCAGGCGUCCGGGCGCUCUCGCCCGUGUGGCUGGGCGCCUACGACGACGCCCAGGGGCCCAGGCGUCCGGGCGCUCGGGGAGCAGGCGCCGAGGGCUGGCGGGAGGAUGAAGGGCCCAGGCGUCCGGGCACGGCGCUCUGCCUCCUCUUCCUCCUCAACGUGGGGCUGCUGCUGCUGUGGCACGGGCUGCUGGCGGCCACCUUGGCCUAUCGGCACGACUGGGCCGGCAACGCCGCCGGCGCCGCCCUGGGCUGGGCCGCCUGGGCCCUCACCUACCGCCUCUGGUACCGCUGCCCCUGCUCGCCCGGGCGCCCCGGCCUGGGGCUGCAGCCCCGCUGAGGGGCCCAGGCGGCCGGGAAGGGGCCCAGGCAUCCAGGAAGGGGCCCAGGCGUCCGGGAUGGGCCCUGGCGGCCGGGAGGGGCCCAGGCGUCCGGGAGGGGGCGAGCCGGCGGGCGACAGCGCGUGCCUGCGCGGCUGCCGGGGGGCCCAGGCGUCCGGGAGGGGGCCCAGGCGUCCGGGAUGGGCCCCGGCGUCCGGGAAGGGUGGGGGGGGGAUGUCGUGGGAACCCCCGAAGGCCGAGGGCACCCGGGUAGCUGAGAGGGGGCCCAGGCGUCCUGGAGGGUGUCCCAGGACUCCCUGAAAACCCCGCCCCCCUCCCCGGGGAGGGGCCCAGGCGUCCGGGUUGAGGGGGGAGGGCGCUGCCCCUCCCCCCCGCACGUAGGGGGGACCCCGGUAAUAAAGCGUGUGUUUUGGGGUGAAACGACA